AUGCCGCACUCGUGGAGGCUGUUCGGUCCAAUGAACGACUUGUCGGUCUGGCAACCAGUUGAGAGUGAAGCCUGUUACAAUUUGGUUUUGGGACUUCACUACCGAGACGGAUUAGAGAAACGGCAGAGCAGUUCUUCGUAUUAUUUGCAUACAAGACUUGAAGCACUUCAUAAUCAUCUUUUUGGUGACCCUUUUAAUGGUACUUUCGUUUACUAUUUUAGUAGUAAAGGACACCUUUUAAAGCACAACUUCUCAAAGGAUACAAGAUUAGGUGCUGGGGAGGUUGUUUGGCAAGCAGACUUUACAGAACCAGAUGAAGUUAGUGAAGAUGAUAAAGCUGAAAAUUUACAUUACUUUGCAAGUGUCUGUUUCCCAUCAUCUGACCUUGCUAUAGUAGGCAAUGGUCAAGGAAGUCUUCAUAUUCUUGAGACAGGGGACAGAAGUACUACUCGGAGCUGGCUAGAGUUGUUUGAAUGCACCACCCAGCGAGGAAUCCUAACCCAAGCCAGAUUAGCAGAUGGAGAGGCUCAUGAUCGUUAUAUACACUGUUUGAUGAUGUCUGUCAUGCCACUGCAAAGUCUGAUAAACAAUGAGCUUUAUGUACUGGAUGACAAAUUGAGAACCUCAUCUGCAUCUGCUGCUCAGGUGGUUCACUGGCUGACUCUGAAAUACAAUGGUGCAACUUGGAACCUUAACAGGAUACGAACCAUAGCAGGAGAAGGCACUGUUGAAUACUGUUCAGUAGAUGAAAAAACAAGUGGAGUUUUACUUUUGUGCCAUAAGAACUUCUCCUUUAUUCAUGAUUCAUGCACUCCUGUUGCUAAAACUUCACCCAAAGAAGAAAAGUUAUUGCCUAAAUUUAGUUUCCUUCAGACAUCUGAUGAUAUCACUGUGUGGAUGAAUGAGGAACUGCCAAAAAAAGAUGUGACAUGUGAUGGAACCCUUGAAAUAGUAUUGUGCAAAGCUUCAGAAGGUGUAAAUUGGAAAGCUCUCUUCCAGUCACAAGAUCCUGCUGGUGAAGAACUGCUUGAUCCUCAGCUAGUGGAAGAAGUUAACCAGAGACUCGCGCAUUUGACAUCAGAUAAAUUUGAUGCAAACCCAGACCCAGAUAAUCCGGCAUAUAAUCCAGGGCAGUUUGAAGCAUGUGAUGAAGCUAACGAGGACUUAGUGCUACUUCGUCUUGAUGGUUCAUCACAUAAAUUGUCAAGCAUGUGCCAUCUUGGGGCCACACAGCAUCUCUUCAACAGUCAGGUAGAAGGUAAUGUUGUUCCAGCAUUCUGCAUAAGACAUGAUGUAGAUGGCGUUUUAUGGCAGCCAGAAGGUGAAGACAGAUUUGUACACACUGCAACUUACAAUGCAUUUGGUUAUGUAAAAGCUUCGAAGACUAUGGCAAAGUUCACUAGUGCAGCUCCUGAUAAUUCCUACGUUGCAGUUGCAGACGUGAAGAGCCACAUUUAUGUUUUCUUCCAACCAGAAGCUUUUGGUGGUGAAUUGAGGAACAGAAAGUCUGGGAAAAGGAUGAAUACUGUUGCCAGACAAGUUGUAAUAUCUAUGAAAACUCAUGAUGAAAUUUUAGGUAUUCACACUUCACAUAAUGUACUGUUUGUUUUAACAGAAAAGAACAUUUUUGGGUACUGUCUUCGUAGUUCCUGAUCACGUUGUAGUUGAAAGGUUUCUUUUCUAAGCAUCAUGUUUUAGUGGUAGUUUCAUACUGUAGUAACUUCUUUUAUGGAAUUUUAAUAUGGGAAUUUAACAGGUGUAGUGUAUUUUUUAAAAUACCGUAUGGUAACCAACAUAUACAUUAAAAUGCCUUUUGAAGACCAAAGGUCUAACAAAAUAACCCACUAAGAGUUGAAAAAAAAUGUCAUCAGUCUUAAGAUAUAUUCAGAACUUCCUUUGUGUGUCAUCUGUUAAGAGUAGUGCAUAUAUUUAUUAACCGUAAAGAGAAAACAGGAUUAGCUAGAAAAGGAGUCAUAUAUGGAGCCUUUAGAAAAUGAGGGCAGAAUCAUGUAAAUUAAGAAGAUGCUUAAUUAAUGAUAAAUGAUAUGUACCCAGUUUCUCAGGUUUUUGUAAAUCCUAUUUUAUUUGUAUUAUUUAGAUUUUUUUAUUCAAGUCCUGACAGCAUAAGGUUUUGCUAAGCAGGGUCAUAGUCAGUGCAAGUUAGCCUUAUGAAUUAACUCUUUUAUGAUACUGGACUUGUUAGGUUUGGUCUGUGGUAGAUCCACUGCCCUCACGGGCCGUGCAGAUAUGUAUAGGUCAUUUCAACAAAUUUAUAUCACUCUUUGUUACCUUAAAUUUCAUGCUACAUUAAUAAAUUUGAUGUCAUUAAAAAGCUAGAGAGUUAUGGUGUAUCAUGAUAUGUUAAAAAAAAAAAAAAAAAAUCAGUGAAUCAGUGCAGUAAGCAGUUGUCUGAUGAAGGUCAUUGAGCGUCCAGGUUGUGGGUUGAAGGCAUCCCACACGUUUGUAGAUUUGGUCGUCAGUCAAUCCUGAAUCAAACUCAGUAGAUGUCUCAUAUAAAAGAAAAAACUUUCCAUCUAAAGUGAAACUGUGAAACUGUGGAUUGUUGUUUAACUUCUUCAUUACCGAAAGUUUGUUUGGAGGUAGGUGGGUACCACCAUUCAAGUCUACUACACCGCACCGGGUGCAUAAAGGUGGUACGCAUAGUACCACCAAAACUCCUCUUUUCAGAUAGGGACUUCCAAUCAUUCUGUAAUUUCGGUUUGAAGAGUUUGGAGCAAAAUAAACAGUAUGACACGA
This is a messenger RNA of Macrobrachium nipponense, 2757 nucleotides long. Its product is annotated as nudC domain-containing protein 1-like. The transcript is spliced from 11 exons. Lineage: Eukaryota; Metazoa; Arthropoda; Malacostraca; Decapoda; Palaemonidae. Bases 1 to 1653 code for a protein of 550 amino acids. The record is from RefSeq and is a predicted model, not a curated record.